This is a messenger RNA of Alligator sinensis (Chinese alligator), 1307 nucleotides long. RefSeq names its product hydroxysteroid 11-beta-dehydrogenase 1-like protein B. The record is from RefSeq and is a predicted model, not a curated record. The transcript has 6 exons. Gene Ontology annotation, cellular component: intracellular membrane-bounded organelle. Lineage: Eukaryota; Metazoa; Chordata; Crocodylia; Alligatoridae. Gene Ontology annotation, molecular function: oxidoreductase activity. The coding region runs from base 348 to 1220 and encodes 290 amino acids.
UCCUAAGUUUGUUCUCCCACCCCAAAGAGGGGUGACUGGCUUUUCCAGUGACACACCAGUGAUACCUGUGGUGUGAGUUGGGCCAGAUCAGCUGGGUGCAGCACAGAGAAGAUGUCACCGUACAUGCUGCACAGCACAUGAGGUGAAACUGGGUGGAACACUCGAGUCCCUGCUCCAGAGAACUCAUAGUCUAGUACUAGCUGCUGCCAGGAGGGAGGCAGUGCCCCAUUCCCCCAUAAGCCUUUUAGGAGAAAUCAGUUUAUGACCCUCGCUUGCUUAUCAUUUGGCAUGAUGGGGCCUGUUGUGUUUAAUGAUUGACGUUGGUGUCGCUGCAGAAAACCAACACAAUGGCUGCAGUCAGGCUUCUUGUCCCUGUCUUCAUCGGCCUGUGUGCAUAUUAUUUCUACAGCCAAGAAACUUUAUCUGCAGAUAUGGUGCAAGGGAAGCGUGUGCUGGUCACAGGUUCAAGCACUGGGAUUGGGGAACAAAUAGCCUACGAGUUUGCCAGGAUGGGAGCCCACCUGAUCAUCACCGCUCGGAGGGAGAAGCAGCUCAAGGAGGUGGCAAAGAAGUGCUUGGAACUGGGGGCGAGUUCUGCCAGGUAUGUUGUGGCCGACAUGAACAACUUGAGUUCAGCCCAGGAAGUCAUUGAAGAAGCUGGAAGCAAACUAGGAGGCCUUGACUACCUAGUUUUGAACCACGUUGGAGGAACUGGUUCAUUUGGCCCAUUUCAGGGAGAUAUGACAGAAGUGACCAGCUCCAUGACUGUCAACUUUUUGAGCUAUGUCCAGCUGACUGCUUCAGCCAUGACUAUGCUGAAGGAGUCUCAGGGCAGUAUCAUUGUCAUCUCCUCCUUGAGUGGUCGCAUGGGAGCCCCAUUUGCCCUCUCAUACAGUGCGGCCAAGUUUGCUCUGGAAGGAUUCUACAGCUCACUACGCAGGGAGCUGAACCUUCAGCAGAUCAAUCUCUCAGUCACAAUUGCUGUUCUGGGAUAUGUUGACACAGACAAUGCUGUGAAAUCUGUUCGUGAUAAAGUCAGAAUGACAGCAAAUCCCAAGGAGGAAUGUGCCCAAGAAGUGGUGCGAGCUGGUGUACUGCGACACCGAGAGGUUUUCUAUCCUUACUGGAGCCUCACGCCUUUGUUGCUGCUGAAAGACUGGAUGCCAGGCCAGAUAGAAAGGCUGUUGGACCACUUCUAUGUUCUGGAGAAUAUCCUCUAACCUCCAGAGCAGUUCACAUCCAAAAGGAUGCAAAUAAAAGGAAAAUAUGGCAGGACUCAUCGAGAGGCUGGAAUCCAGUCUGUGGUG